AUGAACCUGGCGACGGUCCUGCUGACUCUGUCAGUUGUCCUCGCGAUAGGGCUAUCGAACGGUCAAUUGAACUUCGAGGGUAACCCGCUGACGGAGAAUACCGAGUACACCGCUGAAGAAUCACGGUUUUCGCGGCGAACCGCAAGACAGGGGGAAACCGCAGCGAACGCGACGUCCACCAUGGUCACAGAAUUCCGUUCCCAGAAGCUCUAUCCGGUACACGAGGAUGCAAAGAACGCAUCGAAGAAACCGGAACCGAAAAACCGGCCUGUUGAUUCGGCCGAUCGUUCGGAAUUGGGACAUCCAUCGCAGCCCGAGAAUCUCAUCACUGUUCAGCCGGAGGCUGUUCAGACAUCUCGACAACUGCUCGCCAGCGUCUACAACCAAGCAAACAAUGUCAUAAACCCGGCAGAGAUGGCUUUGAACACGUUUCUGAACUCAAAGACACCGGAAGAGUCUCGUAUGUCCCUGGACACUUACCUAGAAAACGCAGAUGGCUCUCAGAAUGUCCUCGUUGGGGAGCAACCGGGCCAACAAACGGUGUCUUCGGUCAAUCAGCAACAAUUAUCGCGACACACGGUGCAACUGACGUCGCCGGUUGACCAGCAAUCGGUGGCUCUAUCAUCGCCGGUCAAUCAGCACCUGACGGCCCAACUGAUGCAACAACGACAACCGUUGCAGCCAUUCCCCGUUGUUAAUCAGAGGCAACACUUGAACGGACAGGUUUACAAUAUUCCUGUGAACCCCAUGGAUCCUCGUUUGCCGCACGUGUCCGGUGCGGUUGGUGCUCCAUUACCGCAGCAGAUCAUGCAGACGCCGUACGCGCAGGGAUUACAGGCGAGAAACGAUAUCUUCUAUCCUGUCGGAUGGCAUCAACGCGUGAGAAGAAUACGCGGGAGACCGUUCCCGUAUACUCAGUCCAGGGGGGGGCCUGGGUUCCACGGUGGGCCUGUGCCAGUUCCCUAUAAGCCAAAGGUCCCUCCGGUCGAGGUGAUCUACACGAAGCCACCAGGCUUCAAUCGUGGUCCACCUCCGGUCUUGGGCAAUCCUCCGAUGCCCUACGAGGACGCAAGUGCCUGGUUCCCGGAGGCUGAUCAACCGCCACCUGCGAAAGAUGUCUAUUAUUCUCAGCUGUACGCGCAGUCCUACGAUCCUCACUACUACAAUUACAUCGCCAAGACCGGGAAGAUCAAGCCUCACCUGUACGGGAAGCUGGGUAAGUACGACGACAACAGCAACAGCAUUUGGUCGGACCUGUAUCGGGGCUUCAAGAAGCACGGCCUGAAGAACAUCAUGACGCCGACGUUCCUGCUGGGUAUGACGCUGCCCGUGGUUACCCUGAUGCUCACCGCUUUGGUCCAGAAACGAUCGUUCGCCGCCCGAUCGGACUCGAGAGAGUUCUCCAGGGAGGAGACGAUCCAGGAGUACAUGGAGCAGCUGCAGAGGGCCGUAGAGUGCUACGAGAGGAAACGAACAAAGAGGGACACCAGCUUUGACGGAUGCUGA
Dufourea novaeangliae is the source of this 1506-nucleotide messenger RNA. RefSeq lists its product as uncharacterized. NCBI's taxonomy places the organism in Eukaryota, Metazoa, Arthropoda, Insecta, Hymenoptera, Halictidae. The transcript has 2 exons. The record is from RefSeq and is a predicted model, not a curated record. Bases 1 to 1506 code for a protein of 501 amino acids.